AUGACUACGGUCCCAGCUGCGGGCAGUGGAGUUCCAGCCAUGGAGGUGAACUGUGAGGAGUUGGAGAAAAAUUUAGACGUGUUUGCUUGGGACCCCUAUGAGGCCCCCGGGGUCGACCCAGAUUUCAUCUGCCACCGCCUUAAUGUGAACCCGGCCAUAACACCUAAGAGGCAAGCUCCUCGACGACCAUCGAAAGAGCAUACUGACGUCGUGAUAGAAGAGGUCACAAGAUUGAAGAAAGCAGGGGCUAUCAAAGAGGUCUUCUAUCCCGAGUGGUUAGCCAACAUGGUGGUGGUGAGGAAGAAGAGUGGGAAAUGGCGAGGCUACCACCAGAUACCCUUGGCCGCCGAAGACCAGGAGAAGACUGCUUUUGUCACCCUAGUUGGGAAUUACCAUUAUAAAGUGAUGCCCUUCGGCCUAAAAAAUGCCGGGUCAACCUAUCAGAGGAUGAUGACCAAGAUGUUUGAACAUCAGAUGGGCAAAAACAUUGAAGUAUACAUAGACGACAUGGUGGUUAAAAGUAAGCUGGCUCCCAACCAUAUUGAUGAUCUCGGGGACGUUUUUCAAAUACUAAGAAAGUAUAAACUACGGCUGAAUGCGACCAAAUGUUCAUUUAGGGUAGGAUCUGGAAAGUUCCUGGGCUAUAUGGUGACUCACAGAGGCAUUGAGGCUAACCCUGACCAAAUAAGAGCCAUCCAUAACUUGCAGCCUCCUCAGAACCCUAAGGAAGUCCAGAAGCUUACUGGUAUGAUAGCAGCUUUAAACCGUUUCAUCUCGCGCUCAGCAGAUAGAUGCAGACCAUUCUUUCUCCUAUUGCACAAAUGGAAAGGAUUUGAGUGGGAUGAGAAAUGCGCUGCAGCUUUCCAACAGCUAAAGGAAUACCUCGCCCAACCACCGAUUAUGUCCAGUCCCGAGACCGACGAGGUUUUGUUUGCCUACAUAGCAGUGGCUCCACAUGCAGAGGCAGAAACCCGUUACCUUCCCCUCGAAAAGGCUAUCCUGGCCAUCGUACAGGCCACAAGAAAGCUGCCCCACUACUUUCAAGCACACACUGUUGUGGUGUUAACUCAACUCCCCUUAAAAUCCGUCCUACGCAGCGCAGAUUACACAAGUAGAAUUGCAAAAUGGGGAACUAUUUUGGGCGCCUUUGACAUUAGGUACAUGCCUCGCACCGCUAUAAAGGGCCAAGUCCUUGCCGACCUGGUGGCAGAGUUUGCGGAGCCUGCAUCAGAAGGAAAGGAAGUGUUGGUCUUACUGGGCGCUGGUGUGCGGGUGAGCAGCACAGUUUCCCCGCACGGACUCACUUGGUGGAAUGCAUACAUUGAUGGCGCAUCGAACCAAAGGGGCUCAGGGUUAGGGCUUGUCCUGCUCUCACCUGAAGGAAUAACCAUAGAGAAGUCAUUGAGACUCGGUUUUUUAGCCACAAAUAACGAAGCCGAAUAUGAGGCGCUAUUGGAAGAGAUGGGAAUGGUCCGGAAAAUGGGGGGGAAAUCCGUAGACAUGUUCUCGGAUUCAAGACUUAUUGUGGGGCAGGUAAAUGGAGACAUGGAGGCAAAGGACGAAAGAAUGCAAGAGUAUCUAGUUCGGGUCAAGCACCUGCAGACCCAAUUUCAUCACUUCCGCCUGACGCACGUCCCCAGAAGUGGGAACACCCAUGCUGAUUCUCUCGCGACGUUGGCUACCUCCUCGGCUCAACCCCUACCUCGAGUCAUUCUGGUAGAAGAGGUCCUCCGUCCAUUAAUGGAAAGGCCAAAUGGGAUUGGAAUACAUAACAUCAGGGCAGGACCGAGCUGGAUGGACCCUAUCGUUCUGUACUUAAAGCAUGACACCUUGCCAGACGAUAAGGUUGAGGCUGGCAAAAUCAGGAGAAAGGCUACCCGAUUCUGGUUAUCGGAGGACUCCAAGCUUUACCGACGCUCGUUUUCAGGGCCGUAUUUGCUAUGUGUGCACCCAGAGGCUGCAGAACUCAUCCUGGAGGAGUUACAUGAAGGAAUUUGCGGAAGUCACACGGGGGGUAGGUCUUUGUCUCACAGAGCCUUAACGCAGGGUUAUUGGUGGCCGAGCAUGAAAAAGGAAGCCAUGGAUUACGUAAAGAAGUGGGACCAAUGCCAGAGAUUCGCUCCGAGCAUACACCAGUCUGGUGGAAAGCUAAACCCGAUGUCCAGUCCCUGGCCGUUUGCACAAUGGGGCCUAGAUAUACUUGGUCCAUUCCCCAAGGCAACAGGGAAUAGAAGAUUUCUUCUCGUCGGCACCGACUACUUCACCAAAUGGUUUGAUAGCAAAGCCUUCAAAAGGUACUGCAGCGAACUGGGAAUUGUUAACCGAUAUUCCACGCCGGCUUACCCCCAGGUAAUGGCCAAGCAGAAGCCGUCAACAAGACCAUAUUGA
Quercus lobata is the source of this 2388-nucleotide messenger RNA. RefSeq lists its product as uncharacterized. Lineage: Eukaryota; Viridiplantae; Streptophyta; Magnoliopsida; Fagales; Fagaceae. The record is from RefSeq and is a predicted model, not a curated record. The transcript is spliced from 5 exons. The coding region runs from base 1 to 2388 and encodes 795 amino acids. Gene Ontology annotation, molecular function: RNA-DNA hybrid ribonuclease activity; nucleic acid binding.